AUUGUUUUGUUUCGCGCAGAUUUAAAUUAUUUUUUUUAUGUGAAUUUUUCCCUGACAUCCAACCAUGAAAUCAUGAAUUUCAUUUCAAGAAUGUGAAUAACGAAAUUACAACCAUGGAAUUACCUUCUAGUCAUGCUUGUGGCAAAGAUGCUCUGACUGGUGUCAUAGGAUGGUUACUUCAAGGAAUACUAGCGUGCCUUGCUUUCACUUGCUUAAUUCUGAAACGGUUUUGCGAGCCCACAUUUGAAAGACGACCAUGGCGGAUCUGGUUCUAUGACACCUCAAAACAGGGCAUGGGGGCCCUUGUAAUGCACAUGUCUAAUAUUAUUCUUGCGAGUAGUUUUCAAGGAGACCCAUGCACAUGGUAUGUCAUCCAUUUUUUACUCGACUCCUCUCUUGGUUUGUUCCUAAUUUAUGUUGGCAUUCGUCUAUCUCAGUUUUAUGCAAAGGAGUUGAAGCUAGAGGUUUUAAAAUUUGGUGAAUAUGGUAAACCUCCGUCAAACACUAUCUGGCUAGCUCAAUGUGGUCUUUACAUAGGUUUACUCAUCAUCGUAAAGGCGAUUAUAACGCUGAUAAUUGGGAUGGAUUUUUGGAGUGAUGUCAGCCAUUUCAUUCUAUCCCCAAUCACCAAUCCUACAGCUGAGCUUACCAUUGUCAUGCUAGUCAUUCCAUUUUUCAUCAAUGCUCUUAUGUUCUGGAUCACAGACGACAUCCUCAUGCAUCAAAGUCGUCAUAACCCCGGUCUCUUUCAUCAUCUCAGAGUUCGGUACCGACAAAUUAGAAAUCGGGAAAGUGGAGAAACUGAAGUGUACUUAGAUGGCGAUGAUGAGCUUCUCACUGUAAAUGAGAUCGUUCCUGAUCGAUCAGCAAUACUCACAUAAUUGCUAUCUUCUUGUUAUUCUCUUACUAGGCAAUUACUUUUGUUUUUAUGCAUUAUUCGUUUUCGUGUAUUAUUGUGAAAAUGAUAUUUUAAGUUGUUAUUUCACUCUUGUUUAUUCCUACUAGAUGAAAGGCAGAACAGCAUUCUGUUGAAAAAAUUUGUUUUUAAAUUUAUAAACAAAUUAUAAACAGACAUCACAAUGGGAAUUGUUCAAGUUGUGCGCCUCUCUCUGUUGAAUGCCCAUAAGUUGCAAGUAUAGUGUGUAAUGUAGAUGCAUAAAACGGGUAAAAUGUAGUUGAAACAUCUGACAGUUAAUUGAUUGUUUAACUUAUGUCGCUCACAAUCUCAAUUUUUUUCCGAGGUAUGAAUCGAAAACCGAAGACUGUUAACAGGAAUAAGGGUAAUCAUAGUUAUCCAUCAAAGUGUUCCUCGGUUUACAAUCUGUUUCUGACAGUGCAGCAGAAAGUUGUUAACAAUAUUUGAAUGUUCAACGGAAAAACAAGUCAAUAUGAUCAUCCCCCUACCACGCGCAUCCGUCUAAAAAUUUCAUUUUCACCUUUCGAAAGAUCAGAACUAUUGGCAACAUUGUUCAAAAAAUUUGAUUUUCCGGGCAGCUUGUACUCAUUUCAAUCCUGCAAAGUCUCAUCAGCUUAUUUUGGAAAACAUGUUAAUGGAUCGCUGCGUUUUGAUCCUCAAAUGAAGUCGUCCUUGACCCUUGUUUCCUGUCCUCAUCUAUAAUAAUACUUGGUUUCCUGUUUACUGACUGUAUUAGACAUUAACGGUACUAUUUUAGAGCAGAAUGUAUGUAUCAACUAUUUGUUAUUAAUUUAGGCAUUAGGAGAAUAUGAUGGUGAAACUGCAGAAAUGUGCAUCUCGGUUUUCGGCGUUACAGACGCCAUAUCAUACUUUAAUUUCCAUGUAGAGAACUACUAAACGUCAUUUUUUUUAGAAACUUUGGUGAUUUUUAUGCCAUAUGUAAAGAAUAUUCCGUGGAAAUUUCAAGAAAAGAUGCUGGUUUGGUCUCUUUUUAAAAAAGUAAAAUACAAGUGAAGAUUUUGAAGCACCAUAACCAAAAUACGCAUAUUUGUAGUUUCAUCGUCGAAACGUAUCUCUUCCAUGACAAUACUGUUUCAUAUUUUGAAAUAUUAUUUUUUUACAUGAGCAUCACGUCAUUUUUUUAACUGAUCACUUAAAGAACAUCGAUUCCAAAUUGUCGUAUUAUUUAAUAGCUAGAUAGGAUUCAAAUUGUUCAGACUGUAUAUAUUAACCUAUUUUCCUAAAGAACCAAAGAUUAUCGUAUUGAACUUGAGUUUUUUCACUCGCAUCUUGAAUCCUUUUUUUUUUCAUAGACAUCUGUAUACUCAAAGACAUUAGAGAGACUUUACGUAAUGAAUUUUGAUAGUUCAUUGUUUUUGUAUAUAUUUUUGAAAUCUUUUCUUAUCGUGUCAACUUUUUCAAGGCAGACCAAAUUCCAUUUACGCAUUUAAAAUUUUGUUUUCCUUUAUUAGACUACUACAGAUUCGUAAGUGCCUUUGAAUUCACAUAAAAAUUAUGUUUCUUCAAUAUCUAAUUUAACUUGUACCCCUACAGAUUUGCGGCUGUGAUCCUUACUUACGAUACUGAGAAAUUUCAAUUGCCUCCUCUGAGGCUUUAUGAAUUUUGGGACCUGAUUUCAUCAAAUAUGAUAUUUUAUUCUAUCCUUUUCAUUGCAGAAAGUGGAAUCAUGGCAGCACAGUCAAUUACUCCCUGUAGUUGAAUCAAAACGAAAUUAAAAUUCAGUUAUCGAAUGGAAAUUCUCCAGGGUUAUCCCUUUAAUUUUUUCCCUCUUCCCAAUUAAACUUUCUCUCCAGAAUGCAGGCCAAACAAUCAACUGUAUGGAUCAAAGUAUUAAGUCAAUUUACUUCUUGGCUGUUGUAUGCUUCAGCAAGGCAUCCUCAGUUAUAGAGCUUGGAUACCUGUUUUACUGUAAACUUUACUGAUAAAUUGCAUCUUUUUUUUUUUUUUUUUUUUUUUUUUUUUUUUAAAUUAUACAGUGGACUGUAAUAUUGCUCAUCAAGUGCUUUUAAUUUUUUAUAUUGUUUUUCCUCCCCAGAUCGUUCAGUGAGCAUUUAUGAUGUCAUUGCCCCUAGAUAUCAAGAAUUUAUGUUUGUAAAUUGGAACAUUUCUUAUCACUCUCUAUCUCAAAAGUUCAUUGUCUUUAAUUCUAAGCCGCAUUUUGAUUCGUUACAUGAAAAGUUUGUUUGCAGAAAACACUUCUGAAGUUCCUAUUACGAUAGCAAUUUUGGAGCAGCUAUUAUCGAUUUUAUUGCUUUUUUUAAAAAUCUUAAUUGAAGAUAUCAACGAAAUUCAGUGUUCUCUGUUUUGGUUUUUCUACCUGUGCCCAUCAAAUUGUACAAGUCACUAUUCACACACGCAUUCUUUGAAAUGCAAAUUUUCGUUGUAUAAAAGUUCUAACGUUGCUCAAGGUAAUGAAGAGAAAAAUGCAGUUAAAAAAAUAUGAAAAGUAAUUGAAAGAUAGUCAAUUGAUUACACUUAUUGUUUCCUUUGGGUUGAAAAGAAAAUUCUCUUUUGGAGUUGUCUAUUCAUCUGAUCAUUAGAGGAUCAUCUGUACAGUUUUGCCAGAAGAAUGGCCAAGAUGCAAUUUUAAAGAUGAAAUUAGUAAAGAAGUUAAUAGAAUACGAAGAUUGUUCUGUAAAAAAGUUAUUGCUUUUUUUUAAAAAAAACAUCAGCUGAGUUUGGAGAAUAGGAAAAAGCCUUAUCUCUACAGUUCAGUGGCACUUUCCCAAUGGUAACCAAAUAGAUAAUGAUGUAAUUAACAGCACUCUCAUGACACUAGUGAUAAGAUAUUUCUCUGUAAUGUCGUUUUGGCUUCCGAAUAAUUUUCAAAAUCGAAAAUGUGUCAUUUACAUUAGAAUUAUUGCAUAGACCUGUAAUGUAAAUCAUAAUGUGAUAUAUUUAUGCAUCAUUAUUCUUGAAAUUUUAAGUUAGCUUCCCUAUUCUUGAGGAGCGAUGGCUUGUUUCUGCCUUCGGCCUUUAAAAGGAAAAUAGAAUACGGUGCUUUUAAUUUCAAAAUCUCACUGUGAUUGUUUAUUCAUAGUGAACUGCUGGAACCAGUCAUUCACAGAAUAUUAAGAAAUAUAUUAUAUUUUGAAUUAUCA
This is a messenger RNA of Bemisia tabaci, 4038 nucleotides long. Its product is annotated as store-operated calcium entry regulator STIMATE. NCBI's taxonomy places the organism in Eukaryota, Metazoa, Arthropoda, Insecta, Hemiptera, Aleyrodidae. The record is from RefSeq and is a predicted model, not a curated record. Gene Ontology annotation, cellular component: membrane.